Theileria equi strain WA is the source of this 864-nucleotide messenger RNA. RefSeq lists its product as hypothetical. The record is from RefSeq and is a predicted model, not a curated record. NCBI's taxonomy places the organism in Eukaryota, Apicomplexa, Aconoidasida, Piroplasmida, Theileriidae. Bases 1 to 864 code for a protein of 287 amino acids. The transcript has a single exon.
AUGUCAGUAGCCACUUUCAGGGAUAAAAAUGAUCAAGUUGGACUACCACCUGUUAAAGGUGUCUCUACUAUUUAUGUUUACUUUAAUUCAAAAAAUUCUCGAGGGAUACCACUCCUAAUCACAUACCAGCAAGAUUUUGGUGAAAAAUCUUGGUUCAGAAGAAACACUAAAUCUGGAAAUACCUGGAGUGAAGUAUGCCAGUAUGAGAGACCUACAGAUCCUAGCGAUGACAGUGAUAAUAAAAUCAAGGGUCUUCUCCAACAUCUGGGAUAUUAUCCUUCUAUCAUUCCAGAUCUCUCAAAUCUCGGUAAUUACUCUGAUGAAAGUACAGACAUAGGUGUAACCGUUAGAGCUAGUUUUAUUGAGGAUGGCUAUUCUAAAUUUGAACAUUCUCUGAGGGGUGGUCUCUUUGAACUGAAAGGAGUUAUCCAUGGAACGGGAAAUACUCCACUUACUGGUAUAUCCUCUAAUUAUCCCAUUGAGAGUGUUUCUGCUUAUUACUAUGGAGGAGCUGAUCCUCAAGAUAUGUCUAAGCUCCUCCUUGUUGAAUUUGUUAUAAAAAAUAAUCAAACCACGUACAAGUACUACCAUAAACAAAACAAGGAAGAUCUCACAUGGUCUGAAUAUUCUGUACCUGGACAAGGAACUACUCAACUAAGGGGUACCCCUCUAAAGGAAGAACUUGACAAACUUAAGAAGGUACAAUCUCCUGAUCAUUCACCGAGCAUUGGUCAACAGAUACUUGGUUUCAUUAAUUCUACGCCUGUUAAGAUUGGUGGAGGAAGUCUAGCAACGGGAGUGGGUGGAAGUGCCUUAGGAUAUGGUGGAUAUAAGCUAUUUAUCUCCCUAAUAGCUCGUCUGUAG